Ogataea parapolymorpha DL-1 is the source of this 954-nucleotide messenger RNA. RefSeq lists its product as uncharacterized. The coding region runs from base 1 to 954 and encodes 317 amino acids. The record is from RefSeq and is a predicted model, not a curated record. NCBI's taxonomy places the organism in Eukaryota, Fungi, Ascomycota, Pichiomycetes, Pichiales, Pichiaceae. Gene Ontology annotation, molecular function: single-stranded DNA binding. The transcript has a single exon. Gene Ontology annotation, biological process: DNA damage response.
AUGUGCGGGAGAUAUUCUAUGUCUUUUGCGCCGGGCGAACUGCCUGCCCAAUUUGCGCAGCAAAAUCUUAAUAUUGAUCGCAUUGAAGAUGCUGACUUAUGGUCUGCGAAACGGUAUAAUGUCGGGCCUCAAUGCAUAGAACCUGUUUAUUUCUUUAAUGUGGAGCACGAAAGUACUACACCUUUGUUGCGCUAUAUGAAAUGGGGUGUAACACCAAAGUGGGCCAACCAGAAAUCACAGAAAUUGUCCACAUUUAAUGCCAGGUAUGAGAACAUUGAGCACAGCAAGAUUUGGUCGCACUGUCUUGAUCAUAGGUGUGUUAUUCCGAUCGAAGGUUAUUUUGAAUGGAAAACUGAUUCUUCAAAAAACAAGCAACCAUGGUUCAUCCGUCGCAAAGACCACAAACUAAUGUUUCUUGCUGGUUUGUACUCAAUAGCAAGUGAUGGCAAGUAUGAGUACACAAUCAUCACUAGGGAGGCCCCCAAACAAUUGGAAUGGUUGCACUCACGCAUGCCAGUCGUUCUAGAGCCUGGCACAGAUGAGUUUAACAGCUGGCUCGGGCUUAAGGAUUCCAACUGGGAUAAGCUGAGCAAAUUACUCAAAGUGCAUGAAAAGGAAGACCUUGAGUGGUACAAGGUGAAGAAAGAAGUCGGAAACGUGAAAAAUGACGGAGAGGAUCUGGUGAAACCUAUCAAACAGGAGAGCUUACAGGGGUUUUUCAAAAAAGAAGAAACAGAGCCUAUCAAAAGUGAGUCCAAAGUAUCAAUAAAGGAUGAGGAGAAAAAAGACUCUGCGUCACAGGAGACUGUCACGCUUUCUCACAAAGAGCCGGUUAUCAAAAAAGAAGAAAAAAACAUAAAUGACUCACCUGCGAAGCGACGUAAGAAUUCAAGUCCUCCAACGUCAUCGCCGCGCAAGAAACAGCACACGAUCACAGAUUUUCUUCACAAAUAA